AAUCUCAUUUCUAAAAUCUAUUAAUAAUCUUCACUUUAGCUUGUAUAUUUUGCUACUUCAGUUUUGUCAAAAGUAAUGUAUGAAUUAGCAUCAAAACGCAAGGCCAUGACAGAGACUGAGACAGAAGAUAAGCAAAACCAAGAGCAAGUGGUGAUGAUUUCACAGAAAAAGCUGAAUAGGAGAGGCAAGUAUGUGAUUGCUAUAGGGGUAGUGCUGUUACUGCUUGUGGUGUUUGUCAUAGUGUCAGUUGUUCUUGCCUUGACACUUCUCAAGCCCAAAGAACCAAGGACUAAGGUUCUCUCUGCAACUUUAGAGGGUAUAGCACCUCGUGUAACACUUCCUGAUAUUGACAUACAAGUCAAUGUUACUCUUGACCUCAAGAUUCUUGUUGAGAACAGAAACCAUGUAAGCUUCAACCAAGAAAAGGGAAAGAGUUUCCUUCUAUAUAAAGGCACACAAAUUGGAGAGACAGAUAUCUAUCCUGGUUUGAUUCCUGCAAGGGGUUCUGCUACCAUAUCAUGUAGGCUUACCCUACAAGCUGAUGAAUUAGCAUCCAACUUGAGCAGUUUUGUUGGGGAUUUACUUGGUGGUCAACUUCCUAUGGAAACAGUUUCUAGGAUUCCUGGAAAAGUUACCUUCCUUAGAAUCAUUAAAAAGCAUAUUGUUGCAAAGUCCAAUUGCCAAUUCGUUGUUGGUGUUCCUGACUUGAAGAUCAAAAGCCAAAUCUGCAAGAAUAAGGCUAAACUGUAGGUGUUUUGUAUGGUCACGUUUGUUUCAUAUUAAUUUUACUUCUCACUAUGAGAAUUUCUGAGACAUAAAUAUCAGUGUUACAUAUAUAUAUAUAUAUAUAUUUCUUAGUGAUUAGAUUACUUGUAUUGUAUGCUUAUUUAUGGUUCAAGUUUUGAAAAUUUUGAGAACAGCAUUUCCGGGAGUACUAUUUAU
Gastrolobium bilobum is the source of this 942-nucleotide messenger RNA. RefSeq lists its product as uncharacterized. NCBI's taxonomy places the organism in Eukaryota, Viridiplantae, Streptophyta, Magnoliopsida, Fabales, Fabaceae. The record is from RefSeq and is a predicted model, not a curated record. The transcript has a single exon. The coding region runs from base 76 to 750 and encodes 224 amino acids.